GAACUCGACUUUUCCUUGCUCGACUUCUCUCUGCACCAACACCCCGAGUUCGACUCCCCCCACCAGCUGCCGCAUAGGACGAGUUGUGCGGUUCUUCCUCUCACCGAGGAAGAGUCGACGAAGUCUCGUCAGACCGCCCAGGGACCAGUCUGCUUCCGCCUUCGACCUCCCUAGAACCCGCUCGAGCACCCGCGCCAUAAAUCUCUCGCGCUUGCCUCUCGACAGUCUCCCAUCUCGCGCGCAUCCGACUCUUCUCGCCCCUCCUGCUCAGCCCGCUUGCCUCCGCUUGAUAGUAUACCGCUCCUCGCCAAAUCGCGGGAUAUGGUUAUGCCAACGGUUGUCUCGGAUCGAUUCGCAUCUCUUGAUUAUACGGAGUUCACGAAUAAUCAUGUCUUUUUGAAGAGUUGCAACAAUGGCUUCUUCGAACACAACCACCAUGGCCAUCAUGACCACCAUGAUGGGGGCAAGAUUGACUCGGCCAAGCAGCUGAUCGGCGAGGCCCUGCGUGAGCGCGUUGAGAACAUCGACUCGGAGUCUUGCGAACCCGGAGAGGAAGAUACCUUCUUCGUCGCCGACCUCGGUGAGGUCUAUCGGCAGCACCUCCGCUGGAAGCGGAAUCUGCCGCGCGUCAAGCCGUUCUAUGCCGUCAAGUGCAACCCGGACCCCAAGUUGCUGGAGCUGCUGGCCGCCCUAGGCACCGGCUUUGACUGCGCCUCGAAGGCCGAGAUCGAGCAGGUUCUAGGCCUGGGCGUCGACCCGUCGCGCAUCAUCUAUGCGCAGCCCUGCAAGACCAACUCGUAUGUGCGCUAUGUCGCCAGCCAGGGCGUGCGCCAGAUGACGUUCGACAACGCCGACGAGCUCCGCAAGAUUGCGCGCCUUUUCCCGGGGGCAGAGCUCUUCUUGCGCAUCUUGACCGACGAUUCCUCCUCGCUGUGCCGUCUCAGCCUGAAGUUUGGCGCUUCGCUCGACUCGACCGACAGCCUCCUGGCUCUGGCGCGCGAAUUGGGGCUCAACGUUGUGGGCGUCAGCUUCCACGUCGGCUCCGGUGCGUCCGACCCCGGCGCGUUCCUAAAGGCGGUCCAGGAUGCGCAUGUCGUCUUCCAGCAGGCUGCCUCUCACGGAUUCUGCCUCAAGACGCUCGACGUUGGCGGUGGCUUCUGCAGCGACGCCAGCUUCGAAGAAAUGGCUGGCGUGCUGGGCGCCGCCCUGGACGAGUACUUCCCGGCGCGCUCUGGCAUCAACCUCAUCGCAGAACCCGGCCGCUACUUCGCGUCGUCGGCCUUCACGCUGGCCUGCAACAUCAUCGCUCGCCGCACCAUCGAGGAUGUGUCUGCUGCCAGUUACAUGGUGUACGUCAACGACGGCCUCUACGGCAACUUCAGCAGCAUCAUGUUCGACCACCAGCACCCUGUGGCCAAGGUGCUGCGCUCUGGCGCCCGGACGCUCUACAACACGCCGGCCGCCGAGGCCACGGACUCGGUCGACGGCAUCGAGUACAGCAUCUGGGGCCCGACGUGCGACGGCAUCGACCGCAUCACCGAGAGCAUCCGCUUCUCCGUGCUGCUGGACGUGGGCGACUGGCUCUACUUCGAGGACAUGGGCGCCUACACGAAGUGCUCUGCCACCACGUUCAACGGGUUCACCAACGACCAUGAGGUCAUCUACGUGUGCAGCGAGCCGGGCGCGAAGGCUCUGCUGGGCCUGCCUUGAAGAGCCUGGACUGUGCUAUCUGGCAGCCGUCCCUUUGGGGAUUGAUUGGGUGGGGGGGGGGAAGGGGAUAAUCUUUCAGUGGCCGUUUUGGGGUCCACUUCGUUUCGUUCGGUUUUGCUGCUUUUAUAGAAAAAAAGGCGGUGGGAACGGGCCCUGGUCUGUAUCGCAGAAACAAGGUCACCCGAGUAAUAGACGUGUU
Molecule: messenger RNA, 1909 nt
Organism: Thermothielavioides terrestris NRRL 8126
Lineage: Eukaryota; Fungi; Ascomycota; Sordariomycetes; Sordariales; Chaetomiaceae
Exons: 2
Coding region: 322-1710 (462 amino acids)
Cellular component (GO): cytoplasm
Molecular function (GO): ornithine decarboxylase activity
Source: RefSeq, a predicted model, not a curated record